AGUGCACCCCGACCCACUCCACACCUGCAGAAGCCGCUGCCCCCUACUUGGAAAAGGAAAAGCCAGCGCACUGUGAUCGGAAAAGAGAAGAACGAAACCUUUUUCUUUUUUGCGCGACACCACCAGCGACACUCCGUUAUGUCGAAGUACCCUCCCGAGAAGGCGUCGGCGCCGAACAGCGGGGCUGACGACGACGAGGAGGAAGAGGAGGAGGAGGAGGAAGAGGUGGCGGAAUGGACUGAAUUGAUGCCACUGGUGGAGUUGGAUGCCAUGGAGGAUGGCCCGAGCACCUACGUUGUGGGCGGCUACAGUACCUGCUCGUACCUCGGCGAGGCCACUGACCUCGUGAAGUACAAGGAGGAUAUUGUGGUGGUCUUUCCUGGUGUCUACCCCGACGCACGACCGCCAUCGGAUGCGGCCGGGGAGGCGCUCGAGUUAAAUGAGGCGCAACUCGGUGGACUGCGCAUCUACAGCGUCCGCUACGCACGUGAGCACCCCGAAGCCGGCAGAGAGAGCAACGUCGGUGCGUCUUCCGCCUCUUCCUCUGCGUCACCCAAGUACGCUGCCUCAUCAAAGCGUCGGGUGGGGCCGUGGUUUACGUGGUUGACGGCUGCCGCGACGACGACGCUGCUUACCCAAGAGGGCAGCGGUGAAGGGUCGGAUACACACAGCAACAGCAACGAGGCUCGGACAGCGAAUCCGCUGAAGACCGCCGCCAGCAGGGCGAUGGCCGCGACGGAUGCACAGCACACGCACAAUGUGGUGACGACGACAACAAGCGGCUCCAGCGUGUUCGCACCAGUCAUCAGCGCCACCACCGCGAACGCGAACCUCUACCCCGUUUUCGACUUUCCUCUUUCGAUGGUGUACGAGGACGACGACGGCAGCGCGGCGGCGGGUGGUCUCCCGCACUACAAACAGGAACUCAGCGAAGAGGAGGCCGAUGAGGAGACCGAAAACGACGACGAAGAGGACGGCGGCAACCACCGCAGCAACAAUGCCGGUGGCGAAGGCGAGGAUGAAGACGGCGCCGGCUCCGCCAGCCAGACAGGCAAGUCAGCCGGUGCUGCGGCGGUGAGGAUCGAGCGUGCCAUCACGCUAGCCGGCUGUUGUGCGCGUGGUGGUCUCACGCUUGGCGCUCUCACACGCAGCACGGUACAGCAUUGCGUCGUUGGCACCCCACAGUCAUCAUCGCCAUCGUCCGCGCUGCGCAUUGCGGUGACGGCUGCACCGCUGACAGAGGCCAUCGUGGACCACUGCCUCGUGUACGGCGGCACGUCCUACGGCGUGUACGCCUUCCCCCGUGCCUCACUCACCCUGCAGAAUAGCCUCAUCGAGGGCCCGAAUGCAGAGGCGGAGAAGACGUGUGGGGAAGCAGUGACGGGGGACGGCAGUGGCAAUGCCGCGGCGGCAGCAGCAGCGGAGGGGCUGAUGGAUGUCAACGGCACAUCGGUGCUGGAGCAGCUCGAGCACCGUCUGACACGUGCGCAGCGCCUACGUGCGUUCCUCCAGCGCGCCGAGGAGGCGGAGGCGGGCGACGCUGGCAACCGCCACAGCAACAACAACAACGGUGAUGAUGGCGACAACAGCGGGUGUGCUUACGUGGACGUGGAGGACGGUUUCCUGCCCCGGUUUGUGGUCCCACAGACAAGUCCCACCUGUGCGGUGGGCAUCAUGGUCGACGACGCAGAUCUCCGCGUCAAGGACUGCCUUGUCAGCCACACCCGCCUCGGUGUUCUUCUGCACGGCGGCUGCGCGGGCACGCGGGUGAGGGGGUUGGACAUCCGCAGCUGCACGGAAGCGGGACUGUACAUCUACGGCGUGGGCGGCGCGGCCGAAGUGCUUAACAGCUGUGUGCGCGCCUGCGGACGUGCGUGUUUACUUUUGGUGGGUCCCUCGGCAGCGGAGGCGGAGCAGGCGGCCGCAGUGCUUGAGACGGACGCGGCGCCUGUUGACGAUGAAGAGGAGGAGGAGGAAGAUGCCGAGGAAGGCGGUGACCGCGGGGGUGUCAAGCGUCGUCCGGUUCUGGCGCAGCACCCCCACCUCAAGUCUAACACGUUUAUCGGGUCGGUGCGUGUGCAAGGAGAGGUGCGGAGCGGCGCCGUCGUGGACAACUUCGUGUUUUUGCCGAAGGAAGAGAAGUCAGCGGCGGCGGUGGUUACUGCCGCCGCGACGCUGCUCUCGGUGGAUGCGUCAGCGCGACGUGGCUUUACCUACGUAGGCGUCGAGGGGGACCGCGUGAUAGGCCGGACGGCCGAUCAAGUGGCCGCAGUCUGA
Leptomonas pyrrhocoris is the source of this 2277-nucleotide messenger RNA. RefSeq lists its product as hypothetical. The record is from RefSeq and is a predicted model, not a curated record. The transcript has a single exon. Lineage: Eukaryota; Euglenozoa; Kinetoplastea; Trypanosomatida; Trypanosomatidae. Bases 139 to 2277 code for a protein of 712 amino acids.